AUGCAUGAUGACACCGACGCCGGUCGUUUAAUCCCUGUUAACCCCCCAGCAGCGGCGAUCGAUUACCUUGGCAACGGAUGGAACAAUGAGGAUGACAUUGCUGCCUCGUGGAAGUUCAUGACCAAACAGAAGAAUGACCUGAUCAAUGGCCUUCGAUUGGAGAAUGCGUCCUGGCGCAACUGGGCUAAACAGCGCCAUAACCUCAAAACUAUCAGUCCAAAGUCCUUGAACUGGCUCAAAGACAGUGACACCACAUGGCUCUAUGGUCCUCUCUACAAGGCCGCAAUCGACGAGUUUGACAGGUCCCGAUUUGGCGCACAGACGGUCGCUGUCGUAGGAGGGUCUGUUUCGACGCCCAGCACACCGACUGACGAGAUCCUUGCCCCCAUCCUACCGACCGACCUGGCCUCCGUCAUCUCUACUUCAACACCGACUACUACAUCAUCAGCACCAACAACACCUCCAGCAUCGAUAACAUCUGGAGUUGGAUCACCAAGAUCUAUAUUCUACAGGUCAGGCGCACCAUUGAAACCUGUUCUCAAACACAAAACCGCCUCAGAGCUGUUCAAGGCCGACACGCUCUUCCAUGUCCAAUCUGACUUGAGACUGCACCGCAAGAUCGAACCCUUCAACAAGGCUCGAGAGAGUGCAGUCUUUAAGCAACACCGGCAACCCAAGCUUCGAUUCAACGAUUCUGUCGAACAAUGCGUCUCGAUCGAUACUGAUGUCAUCUCUGAGGAGGACGAGGAGAGUCUUGCCAACGACAGCGACAACAGGAACGAUGUCGAUAUUGGCAGGAGUAACGGCAAUGGGAGCGGGAAGGAUGAUGAGGAUGCACGAGCUGGACUGGUCGGACGCCACGAGGACGAGGAUAGUGGAUUGUUGAUGCGGAUCUCUAUCCGGAAACCCCCACGCAGCAUUGUCCGCAUCGACUCGACAACUCUCAAGGCGGCCAGUCUGCACGGCAUGCAAGACGAUGACCUCGAGGACCCUGAGGAUCCUACUACGACGGAUGAUGAGGAUGAGGAAGGACUGUUUGACGAACCAAUCUAUUUGGGCAACCCUUACACUGGAUCAGGAACAGCCUAUGUUGGGUCGCGUCAGGAUGCUCCUCAUGAGGCCGCCUUGGACGACGUCUCCUAUACCCGGCCGUCGCCUCCUUCUCCGUCUGCUGGAUCGACUGCCUCUGCAGAUUCUUCGGCUUCUUCUGCAGUUUUCUACUCGGCAUCAUCGACGCCUGUCAGCAACAGCAGCGACAUGGAAGGACAGCUACUUCAGCCAGAGCCAGAGCCACAGCAGCAACAGCAAUCAGUAUCAUCAACACAACCAACACCAACUCAACAGCAGCAACAGCCAUCACAACAGCAGCAGACUGGAACUUAUGUCGUGACGCACACUUCCUCGCCUCGCACGAUCUCCACAUCGCUCCUGGAACCACAGCUCCCCGUCACAACGACAACCACAGCGGCACCUGCACCGAGCGCGGCCAGGACAGCAUUGGCAUCAGCACUCGAGGCAGAGAAGGCUCUGGCUGUCAAUGGAGGGAUGCAGCAGCGGGCCACGGAUCUUGUCGCCAACGUCAAAGGACUCGUCAACUGGGCUUCGUCUUUGGUCUUCAACAGCAGCACCUUUUAA
This is a messenger RNA of Linnemannia hyalina, 1635 nucleotides long. Lineage: Eukaryota; Fungi; Mortierellomycota; Mortierellomycetes; Mortierellales; Mortierellaceae. The record is from the annotation of a GenBank genome assembly.